Linnemannia hyalina is the source of this 1128-nucleotide messenger RNA. The record is from the annotation of a GenBank genome assembly. Lineage: Eukaryota; Fungi; Mortierellomycota; Mortierellomycetes; Mortierellales; Mortierellaceae.
AUGCACAAGCUCCCCAAGAAGCCAGCCAGGGCCUCAUCUGCCGAGGGCCAGGCAGUGAACACUAAUACUACAAACAACAGCAGAGGACGGACUAGAGGCCACAACAACAACAACAACAACAACAACAACAACAGUAACAACAACACGCGAGGCCGCAGCACCAACCGUAGCAACACCGACGACAACAAUAAUAAUCGCAAUAUUAGCAACAUCAACCGUGGCAACAGUAAUAGCAAUACCCGCCGCAACAGCAACCGUAAUCGUGGCAAAGCCAACAACAACAGUAAUAUCAAUGACAAUAGCAACCGCGGCAAGAACAAAGGCAAACGAGGAGGUCAAAGGAACGACGAGUCUGAGGAGGAGGAAUCUAGCACGUAUUUAAUAGACGAACAGAGUGAACAGUAUUCAGACGACUCGGACGCCGAAGAGAACAGAGCUAUCCAUAGUCUACCGGGGGAUUUUUUCGACUGUGACGAGCACGCACAACGAUACAUUUGGCAUGGACCAGCACCCGUUUGUUCCUCGCGAACCGGCUACCAAUCUUCGCCAUUCAAGCUCGACCACUCCUUUGCGGGCUGGCAGAGGGUCGGCGAACAUUUCGACAUGCCGUGGCCACCACCUCUUCGGAUCAGAUGCAAAUCGUUUAAUCACAGCCGGAUGACCGAGGCCUUCAAAGCGGUGGAACUCGACAUUAAUCGGUGGGAGAAUAUUCUUACGGACCUGUGGGAGCCGGCUGUGUUUAACGACGAAUACAUUAUCCUUCUCUCGUGGGUGAUCACCCGGCUCCAGUAUCUGCGCGCACUUUACCCAGUCAUGGAUGCCAACAAAUACGACUUCAACAUGAGUUUGUACUACGACCGCGCAGUUCUUAUCAUGAACACCAAAGGACCAGAUUGCACGGCGGUGGUGGAUUUCAUUAGCAGGAAAAAGGAGGGCGCGCAGGAAGACUCUUCCGUGUAUUUCGACAAGUGGUUCAAGAACAAUACCCAUUUUGGAAAAUGGUACAAAGCCAAGACCAAGAAGAAAAAGAUUUGCCAAUUCACCUACCUCGCCCAACUCACUGCAGGCAAAUGCAACAUCUCGAACUAUCGCCCCAAACUCACAGUCUCAGUCAACGGCGACAUCUAG